UUGUGGCAGUGUUAGUAGUCGUGGUGCUGGUAGUGGAGGUGGUGGCGGUACGUGUGGUGGUAGUGCUUGUGGUGGUGGCGCUGCGGGUGGUGACUGCAGGCACGUGCUCCACCACCACCAAGGUCACCAGGAAUAUAUCUUUAGACAUUAGGGGUUGUUCUACGCGUCGCAGCGCACUCUCCCAUCCCGCGCCUUGGGGAAGAUAUGGAAGAAAACAGAUUACAGCAACUUUUUGAAGCAGAGCCAGACUUCUGUCCUUCAUGUGGCGCUAUCCUUAUUCUUCCAAAAUUUGGGGAAACUGUAGAAUGUGCAGUGUGUACAUUCAGCAUAUUUAUUGAUUCAUUAAUUGGGCGCGUAACAUCUUAUAAUGUGGAGUUCACUCCAAGAGGAGCUCUCACUGCAGCUGUGAAGAAGAAGAAGGUGAAGGCUGAUGAUAGUGAGUUUGGACAGAUGGAUAAUGACCGAGAGUGUAGCAAGUGUGGAAACAUUGGCAUGUCAUACACCACCAUGCAGCUAAGAUCAGCAGAUGAAGGUCAAACCAUAUUCUAUAUCUGUCCAAAGUGCAAGCACAGAGAAGUGGAAAAUUCAUAAUAUCUGGAGUCGAGUGUUACAAAUUUUUUUGAAACAAUAAAAUCCUGUUAGUAU
Molecule: messenger RNA, 645 nt
Organism: Procambarus clarkii (red swamp crayfish)
Lineage: Eukaryota; Metazoa; Arthropoda; Malacostraca; Decapoda; Cambaridae
Gene: Polr1H
Product: RNA polymerase I subunit RpI12
Biological process (GO): DNA-templated transcription; termination of RNA polymerase I transcription
Cellular component (GO): RNA polymerase I complex
Molecular function (GO): nucleic acid binding; zinc ion binding
Source: RefSeq, a predicted model, not a curated record